This is a messenger RNA of Frankliniella occidentalis (western flower thrips), 2740 nucleotides long. Its product is annotated as mucin-12-like. The coding region runs from base 109 to 2451 and encodes 780 amino acids. The record is from RefSeq and is a predicted model, not a curated record. The transcript has 10 exons. Gene Ontology annotation, molecular function: protein binding. NCBI's taxonomy places the organism in Eukaryota, Metazoa, Arthropoda, Insecta, Thysanoptera, Thripidae.
CAGAUCUCUGCGCUGGAGAACGCCGGCCUCCAGCAGCUGCGCUCGCUGGAAGUGCUGGACCUGUCGCACAAUCGCGUGUCGAGGGUGGCGGCGGAGACGCUGGACUCCAUGGAGUGGCUCGUCGAGCUCAAGAUGGACAACAACCGCAUCUGCAACAUCCAGGGCGUGCCCUUCAACAACAUGCCCCGCUUGCGCGUGCUCAGCCUUAACAACAACAAGAUGACCUCCCUGCCCGAGAACACCUUCCAGCGCCUCAAGCACAACGUGGCCCAGCUGCAAUUGAACGGUAACCCGCUGUCGUGCUCGUGCGACCUACUGUGGCUGCAUUCCUGGCUGCUGGAGACGGAGCAGGGCGCGCCCGGUGCGCAAGCCCCGCAGGCCGCCCACGACGGCCCGCGCUGCGCGGACGGCUCGCUCGUCAAGGAGAUCCGCGUCUCGCGCGCCGAGUGCGACGCGGCCGCCAAGUCCGCCCCUCUCACGGCGCGCCAGCAGCACCACAACCCCGCCUGCGACGCCGAGAUUAUCGACCUGCCGCCCACCAACGUGAUCGGCACGUCGCAGAUCGUGUCCACGGCCCUGGAGGUGCGCGGCUCGACACAAGCCCCGCAGCAGAACGUGGCGCCCUCGCCGGAGGAGUCCGAGUACUUCUACGACGAAUACGUGGACGUUCCGGUCGAUGAGAACGCGACGGCGUUGAACAACGCUUCGCUGGUGGCGACGCCCAACUCAGUGACUCCGGGUCAGACAGCGUCGUUGCACACGGCGGCCGUCACGGCGACGCCACCCGCCACUGCCACGGCCGUAGGCAGCCACUCGACACCGGCCAUGGCCGCCCCGGCCGGCCCCGCCACGAGCUCGCACUACAUCACCGGCGACACCCCGACCCUGUACGCCGGCACCAGGAACAAGCUCCGGCCUCCGGGCGUCGGCCUGGGCCCGGGCAUGACCCCUGCCGACGACCCCAAGCGCAUGCCCCCCGGGGCCGCAGGGUCGGCCGCUCCCGGGGGACUGACCUUCUUCGGUAUUCCGCUCAAGAUGCCGUCCCUCAACAUUGGCGGGAUAUUUGGCCACGCCAGGGACACUGAUGGCAAACCGGUGUCAUCCCGGGCGGGAGAACUGGAGAACGCGACGGUCACGGCCAGGGACGGGACGCCGGGCGCGCCCCCGACGACGGGAGCCCCAGUUGCCACUGCUUCGGUAGUGCGGGUGUCCCCGGUCAGUGGGGGCUUCCGCCCCAUCGUGCCCGGCCCGGGGGGCUUCACCCCCGUCGGCCCCUUGGGUCCGACAGCCGCGCCGCAGCUGGACAUUUUCCGGCAGCAGCUGGACAUCGCCUCGGGCAACAGGCACUUCCCGUCUGUGGGACUCGUGCCCACCUCCACGUCGGGGCCCGUCGUGGUCACGGAGAACUACAACUUCCGCGACGGACACGAGGAGCGGAUCAAGCAACACCACAGCAGCGAGGAGAACCUCCGCGUCAGGACCUCGUACCAGCGGAGGCCCGGGGAGGGAGGCCUCACGCCAGGCUUCGUCACUGUGGUCUCCGUCCAGGACAACGACGCCAUCCCCCGGGGCUCGGCGCCGCUACGUGAACUGCCGCGAGACUCCUCGCGCGAGUCGUCGUCGUCCUCGCGGGAGACGUCUUCCAGGGAGAGGCUGUCGUCGACCUUCCCGACGCGGCCACCUGGCUUUGGCCAGCAGCACCACGGCAAGACGCACGCGACCGUGGCCAGGGUGGAGGCCUCGACCGCGGCCUCCACCUCCACGGCGGCAACCACCGUCAGUACCCUGCUGCCCGCUGCAGCCGCAACCACCACCACCGACCCGGCCGUCGAGGUGGAGCAGGCCGUGAUCUACAACCUCGGAGAACUGGCGCACUCGGGGCGGACACCCUCCAGCCUGGAAACUUCCCUGGGCGACAUCGCGGCGUCCACGCUCUCCACAACGACGGAGGACGAAGUUUACGACUGGACGACAGCGUCGCCUUACCACGAGCGCCCCGGGUCGGCGUUAUCGGCACUCCUCGCGCCCGGUGGCCAGCUUCCGGGCAUCCCGGAGACGCACCUGCAAUCCCACUCGCGCUCCACCGUCACUAGGGUGUCCAUGUCGUCCUCGGGUGCCGGAGCGGGGCUGGCUGGACUGGGCCCGGGGCCCGCACCCGGGCCCGCUCUCGACGACCCGCAGUCAGGACCCAUCCCGCGCUCGGCCAAGGGCCCGCAUUACUACUACGCAGAGGCUCCCGGUCCAGCAGGCGACAGCCCUCAGAAGCAGAUAUCCCGUGAAACGCACAACUGGUAUUACGAGAACUACAACCGAACCAAUUUACAGCCCUUCGUGGGGCCGGGCAGUGAGGCGUACAGCCGAAUCCGCAGUGACUCGAGUGCCCUGUUCUCCAAUAGAGAAUCAAUUCUUACUCUAGCCAUCUGCUAUAUUGCUGCAAGAGUCUUCACUUGACUACCCUCACCGCAACCACGACCAAUCUGACUCUCGUGGGGAGGUGGGAGGGUAGGUGCAAAGUACUGAACGGUGUGAGCAUGGAGAGUGCAAACUGAAUUGUCAGCAGAGUAUUUACUACUCCCCAGUACCCAAUCUAGUACAAAUAAUACAGACGAAACUGAAAAGGAGUGUAAAAAUGUAGAUAACAUGAAAGUGCUUUGAGAAAAUUAAUUAAGUCUUCUGGUCAGUAAGCACUAGUUAAUUUAAGCACUUUGAGAUGCUACUUAAAUACAACAAAAAUAGAAUA